AUGCAAAUAACAGUGUUUUCUUAUAUAAUAUUUUAUCAUACUGUAUCUUCAUUAAGGUUAGACAAAGUUAUUAUUUUGAGUAGACACAAUGCGAGAACUCCUUUUUUAUCAAAGAACUUGGAAAAAAUUACUCCAUAUGAAUGGCCGAAAUGGGAAGAACAGCCCGGGUUUUUAACAAAAAAAGGCUUCCUUUUAGAAGAAUACAUGGGUAAAUAUUUUUACACUUGGUUAAACAAAGAGGGAGUGCUGCCAAAAGGUUGUCCCAAUGAAAAUGAUUUUUAUGUAUAUUCAAGUUAUACACAAAGAACCAUGUAUUCAGCCAGUGCAUUCAUAAAUAAAGGUUUUCCUAAUUGCAACAUUACUAUAUAUCAUGCAGAUGAGAGUAAGCCUGAACCGAUUCUUAGUAACUUCAUACAUAAUUCAUCAAUCGCAUUUCGCAAUAUAGCUAUAAGUGAAAUGAAAAAUGUUCUAGAUCAUUUGAAUUUGAAUUUUUCAUAUCACUCCAUGGAAGAUAUACUGAAUUACAGGAAUUCUGAGUUUUGUAAAGUUUAUAACAAAUGUGAUAUGAGCCAAGAUGUCAAUGAAUUAAAAAUAGUUGUUAAGAAAAAACCUGAAUUUUCUGGUCCUCUAAAGAUAUGUAAUGAGGCAGUUGAUGCUUUCCUAAUGGCAUACUACAACGGGUUUGACUUAACAAAUGUAGCUUGGGGUAAAUUAAAUACAAUAGAACAAUGGAAUUCAAUAUUAGAGUUGAAUAAGGAGUAUCAUAAUGUUAAAUAUAAUACAAGUUAUGUUGCACAAGACUUGUCUCGACCAUUAAUAGAUUAUAUAAAGAAAAUUUUUUUGGUAGAACAUAAAAAAGUAACACUUAUAAUGGGACAUGAUACAAACAUUAAUACUCUAUUAAACGCAAUGUAUUUUAAGCCUUUUAGUUUAUUUGAUAGCUUUGUUUCAACACCAAUUGGUGGUAAAAUUGUAUUUCAAAAAUGGUUUGACAAAACAAAAGACACGCAUCUUUUGAAAAUCAAUUAUAUUUAUCAAUCAAACGAACAAUUAAGAGAUGGUUUGGUAUUAUCUUUGAAUGAACCUCCAAAAAUUGCAUUGUUAGAAUUAAAAAAUUGUACCACAGACAAUGAAGGUUUUUGUCUAUGGGAUGAUUUUGUUUCUUUUUUAAAUGAUUUA
Messenger RNA from Brenthis ino (lesser marbled fritillary), 1179 nucleotides. The record is from the annotation of a GenBank genome assembly. Lineage: Eukaryota; Metazoa; Arthropoda; Insecta; Lepidoptera; Nymphalidae.